Zygosaccharomyces rouxii is the source of this 321-nucleotide messenger RNA. It is a transcript of the gene TIM13, whose product is annotated as protein translocase subunit TIM13. Lineage: Eukaryota; Fungi; Ascomycota; Saccharomycetes; Saccharomycetales; Saccharomycetaceae. The transcript has a single exon. The coding region runs from base 1 to 321 and encodes 106 amino acids. The record is from RefSeq and is a predicted model, not a curated record.
AUGGGUCUAUCUUCAAUCUUUGGUGGUUCUGCCCCUUCCCAACAACAAACAGUGAAUCCUGGCUCUAAUACCAUGCCAUCUGGUGGUGUUACAGACAAAGUUAAAUCUCAAAUCAGUCAAGAAUUAGCAGUCGCCAAUGCAACAGAAUUAGUUAAUAAAGUUACUGAAAACUGUUUUGAAAAGUGCCUCAACAGUCCGUACACUGACCGUAAUGAACCCUGUGUGGAUCAAUGUUUAAUUAAAUAUAUGAGAAGUUGGAACAUCGUAUCAAAGGCAUACAUCUCCAGAAUUCAACAAGCCUCCACUUCGGGUGAAAUUUGA